UCGACGCGUCGACGCGUUGUUUGGACGCGCUUGCCCAAUGAUGUCUGUAUCGAUUUCACUGUACUUGGCCUGCACCGUCAUAAUCCUGCUCAGGGCCCGCGAUAGAGUGGGGUGUGAAGCAAUAGCAAUCUCCCAUUCUAAUUGUCUCUUGCCUUCGGCACUCGAGCAAGUUCCAGAAGGUUCCAUCCACCGCCACAUUACUGCCACACUUUCCGCACUGCUUCUUACCACUCAAACAUGCCUUUGAACUACAGCAAGUGGGACCAGUUGGAGGUACGCUGAUCAAUUCGUCCUCUUGUUACUCGUAUAAUUGCCCUCUCAGCUUUCGGACGAUUCGGACAUCGAGGGCCACCCGAACGUCGAUAAGCGCUCUCUCAUCCGGUUGGGAUGCUGUCCAUCUACCGUCAACCUGGCUUACUGUCUCUUAGUUGGAAACAAAGGGAUAUACAUGAGAAGCGAGAGUUGCGCAAGAACAAGAUCGACCAUCUUAAUGCCCAGAUCGCAUGCAACAAAGUCCUCUCUCCCCGAAUUGAGGACAUUCACGCGAAGCUCACAUCCGCGGACUUGGACAAGCCCCAAUCUGUUUACUUCAACUCGCUUGUUGAACAGCUGGAAACCAAUCCGUCGAAAGAGUGUCCUCCAGGAAAUAAUCCGGACAAGCUCGAGCACACGUACGAUGGAAUGAUCCUUUCUCUUCUCCGCCAGGUCGCAGAUAGCGCGAAGGCAGAGGUGAAGAACGCUGGCGUUUCUGCGGACGAACGCGAGCAGCGGCUUGGGAAGGCGCUUGCCAACGGGUUGGGCAAGCACAUUGUGCAACUCAAGGAGACCAUCGCCAACGAUGAGAAGACGGUGAAGGAAGAACUUGCAGAGCAGAAAAAGCACAUCACAAGUGAAGAUAUGCACGAUGGAUUCGAUACCAAGUAUGUGCCGCCUAAGCCGGCCCCUGCACCGCAUCCGAUCGCGGCCAAGAUGGAUGCGCCGCCCGCGAAGAAGUCGACUACGACUGAAUACGAGGUAAUCAACUCACCGAAAGGAAAAGAGAAGGAGGACACGGAGGACGAAGAGCUUGAAGACGACAUCGCCAAUCUCACACCAUCACUCGAUGCUUUCUCUCGCAUUCCUCUCCAAGACUUUGAGAAGUCUUUCCGCUUCAUCCAGGAGCACAGGGAUGUCGUUGUUCCCGGUGCUUCCGAUGCUCUCCUGGGAGCCGGUUUCAAAGCUCAAUACGAGAACCAGCCCAAGUAUGCUAAGCAAUGCGUUCAUCAAAGCUUGUUACUGCAAUAUGGCGAGAAGCUGGGCGCCGAUGGGUUGGGUAUAUUCUUCAAGAAAAUGAUAUCUGGGGACAAACGAGCACAGAUGGUCUUUCUUGAUGAUGUCGAGAAGACGUACGCACAUCUCGAGAACCGCGUCAAGACUUCCAAGGAGGAAUCCCAGAAGGGGAAGGAGACUAUCAUGCUGGCCACAGAGAACGAGGGCGACAUCUCAUUCAACGUGCCGUCCGGUCCGCCGCCCGACGAGCUUGUGCUUGGUGAAGGAAUGGAGGAUAUGGACCUAGAGCAAGUCCGGGCCGCACUCCAGCUUCGUUGGGACGUCUUCCAAGGACUGCCUUUGGACCUUCAGAAAGCCCUGCAGACUGAGCAGCUCGCUGAGGUCAACAAAGUCUUUGGAGCCAUGGAAGUGGAGGAAGCCGAGGACAUCCUCCAGCGGCUGGAUAUGUCUGGUAUCAUCCCAUUCUCCGAGAGUGGUGUGCGAGAUGAAACGGGAGCCGAUGUUGAUUGAAAUUUACAAAGUCAACGUCUGUAGUCUCAAUCUGUACUGUAUUUGUGGUCUGAGUAGUAUUCGAGCAGUUAUGUAAUUCUUCUCAUCAAUGAUCAAAUCAAUAUGUUCCCACGUGGUA
This is a messenger RNA of Mycena citricolor, 1897 nucleotides long. The record is from the annotation of a GenBank genome assembly. Lineage: Eukaryota; Fungi; Basidiomycota; Agaricomycetes; Agaricales; Mycenaceae.